This is a messenger RNA of Melanotaenia boesemani (Boeseman's rainbowfish), 6431 nucleotides long. RefSeq names its product cingulin (gene cgna). The transcript has 20 exons. Gene Ontology annotation, cellular component: myosin complex. The record is from RefSeq and is a predicted model, not a curated record. Lineage: Eukaryota; Metazoa; Chordata; Actinopteri; Atheriniformes; Melanotaeniidae. Bases 172 to 3732 code for a protein of 1186 amino acids.
GCAUUCCCAGCAGCGUAAUGAACUUCUUGCUGCGAUAAUUUGUGUAGGGGCUGUUCUUCCACCCGCUUUCAGAGUGGACUUUGAUGGAUCUGUGAACAUAUUUGAAUUAUUAUCCGUCUACGGGAAGAGAACCGUCAAAGAAGAGCUGAGGGAUAAGUUCAGGAUAAAAGCAUGACUACACAGUCCUCAGGCCGGAAGACCCCAGUGGACUACGGCGUCCAGAUCCGCUUCAUCAACGAUCUUGAUGACACUGGUGGAGGCAAACCUUUGUCCCAGUCUAAAACCAAGUCUCAGACCAACUCCAAAUAUGGCGUAGCAGUCCGGGUGCAGGGUAUAGAUGGCCAGCCAUAUGUAGUCCUGAAGGAUGGACAGAAGGGGGACUCGUACGGGGUCCAGCUCAGGACUGAGUAUCCCUCCGGCUACCGCAGUCUUCCUCGGAACAGAGCGAAGGCAGAGUCAGGAACAGAAGGGGCAGAUGUAGGAGUAGAAGGACAGGGAGGGGCACUACGCCGGGCUCAGUCUCAUGGGUCACUACUAGACAGGGAUGAAGGAGCUGGCAAUGAGGAUUUUCAGCUGUCUAGACCACCUGGGGAUGGAAAGUCUGGUAGUUACGGGAAUUUAGAUGGAGGAAUUGGAGUAAGGGUAGCCAGAGAGGAGGUAUGGGAUAUCAUUGGUAAGGAUCAAGCAGGACUCAAUAGGUACCAGGGUUCAGUGAUGGACAAUCAGUCAUACCCCGACAAUCCCAAACAAGUCAGUGAGCUUCAGUCAAAUCAGACACAGACUCCUGUGAACAGGCUGAUAAACAGAUUUGAUGGUGUAACAUCUGGAGGGCAGCAGAGAGGACUCUCUCCUGCACAGCAGUAUCCCAGAGCUACAUCUCCUCACAUCAACCCAAAACCCUUCACCUCUCCUCCGUCCUCAACCCACAGCAGCUUGGGACGCAGCCAGGCUUCUGUCCCCAAAGUUCCUGGACACCCAGCCAGUAAGUGGGCAUCGGAGGAGCAGCUGCAGACUGAUCUGAGCGACCAGCAGGUGACCCCUGACCUUUUACUGGACCAGUUUCAGAGUGCAGAGAUGAGCAGUGAUGAGGAGCAGGCCAUGAAGGCUGUUUACAACAUCUUAAGACAAGGGUCUAAUGAGAGUGAUGUUGUCAUCAAGCACAAAGUCAAGACAAUUUUUCAGAAGAUUCAGAGCAUAAAGCAACCUAAAGAGAGCCCUCGAGAGGAGUGGAUGAGAAAAAAAAGGGAGCUUGAGACAAAGGUGGCUGAGCUACAAAAUGACCUGCGGGAAGAAAGGAGGGACUCUAAUAGCAAUUCUGAUCUCGCUCUGAAAGCUGAGCUCGAGUCCUGUCUCGAUGAAAAUCUGCAACUCCAGGAGAUGCUGGACAGGAAGAAAAAAGAAUUAAAUGAAACUCAAACAGAGCUGACUCAGCUGCGUAUGGACAGGGAGAACGCAGAGACGCGUGUCAGAGAGAUGGAGGACCAGCUGGCUGAGUUUCAAGAUGAGAUAAGGAAAGAAAACGGCAGCAAGACGGACCUUGUUUCUUGUCAAGCAGAGCUGAUGGAGGUUUGCCAGCUGAAACAGAAGCUGGAGGAGACACUUAGACAAAGAGAACGGGAACUUACCGCUUUGAAAGGCGCUCUGAAGGAGGAGGUGGCAACACAUGACAAAGAGAUCGAAGCUCUCCGAGAGCAGUACAGCGCUGACAUGGAGAAGCUCCGCGGCAGCAUGGAACAGGUGUCUCAGUCUCACGCAGGAAUCGAGGCCGAAAGGCAGCGUGUGAAUGCAUCGGUUCGCUCCUUACAGCAGCAGCUGGAGGACUGUCGAGACGAGAGCAGCCACUGGAUGGAGCAGUUUCAUGCCACCAGAGAUGAGCUUCGUACAACUAAACAGAACUUUCUGCAGUUCCGUCUAGAGAAAGAGGAAUUUGAGGAUGAACUGAAGGACCUGAAGGAGAAAAUGAGCACAAUGAAACAGACGCCAGACCCCAGCCACACACAGUGUCUUAACCAGGAGCUCCAGCAAUGCAGUGCUAAUCUCCAGAAGACCAAGUCUGAACUGGAGAAGCAGAGGACAGAGUUUGACAAGAAGGUCAUGGAAGUGAUCUCUUUAAAAAAAUCUCACCAAAACCAGGAGGCUGAACUGAAGUAUGAAAUCGACAGGCUAAAAGACCAGUUGCAGAGGGCCAAAGAGGACUUUGCAAAGGCCCAAGAGAAAACUAAACGGCUCCCAGACCCAGCCUCCAUGUCAGAGCUGGAGCAGAAGCUUGGUGAAGCACAAAGUGAUGCCAGCAAACUCAAAGAGAAACUUUCUGUAGCUGAAGAGGAACUCGAGACCACUAAAACACGUCUGAGCAAAGCUCAGGUGGAGAUUAACUCCCUCCAAGAUGCCCAGAAAGAUCAGGAGGCAACCAACACUCGCCUCAAAGAGAAACUCUCCAGAUUAGAGGUUCAGAUGCAAAGCAACGCUACAGAGAGCUCAGAGGCAGAGCUGGCCCUCCACACUGAGGUGAGAGGUCUAAGAUCUGAACUAGAUGAGGCCAAGAGAAAAGCUUCCAGAUUGAGCCAAGAGCAACGUGAACUCAGCCUGCGCCUGGAGGAUUCAGAGAGGGACAAGGAGAUGCUCAAACAAACCAACAGCCAGCUGGAAGAGACGAAACGACAGCAGGAGAGAACGCUGGAGAAACUCAACAAAGAACAUGAGGCUCUCAGUGUGUCCUUAAGGGAGGAGGCGCAGGUUCUCAGGGUUCAGCUGGAGGAUCAGAGAGAACGAGCACGCAAAGAAAUGCAGGAGGUGCACCGUCACGGAAACGAUGCCCAGUCUGAACUGGAAAGAAGUCAAAUAAACCUACGGAGACUGGAGGAAGAAAUGUCACGGCAGAAGAAGGAGCUUCAGGUUGCAUGUGAGGAAAGAGACAACCACCAGCUGGAUAAAGAGCUUCUCACCAACAGGCUGCGCCACCUCGAGGGAGAAAUAGAGACCAGCAAAAACAGCCACAAUGAGAAAACACGUGAGAUUCGCAUCCUGGAGGACAAGCUGAAGCGUAUGGAGUUGGAGCUGGAGGAGGAAAAAAGCACUGUGGAGAUGCUGACAGACCGAGUAGCCAGGAGCAGAGACCAGAUCGAUCAGCUCCGCUCUGAGCUCAUGCAGGAGAGAUCUACAAAACAGGAUCUGGAGCUGGAUAAGAAUGCCAUGGAGAGACACCUGAAGGAGCUGAGGAGUCGCGUGGCUGAAAUGGAGGGCCAUUCUCGCUCCUCAGCAGGAGUCUCCCAGCUGGAAAACAAGAUCCAGGAGUUGGAAGAACGCCUGCGCACUGAGGAAAGGGAGAAGAACUCUGUUUUAGCAUCUCAACGUCGCUUGGAAAGGAAACUGAAAGAGCUGAAUAUGACACUGGAUGAGGAGAAACACACACACACUGAACAGAGAGAUCAGCUUGCUCUGAGAGUGAAAGCUCUUAAGAGACAGGUGGAUGAGGGAGAGACAGAGCUGGAAAGACUAGAGACGCUGAGGAGGAAAGCUCAGAGAGACAUGGAGGAACAGAUGGAGCUCAAAGAGGCCUUACAGGCCAGAGUCACAGCUCUGGAGACUGAACUCAAGCGGAAGACUCAAGCAGCUAUGCGCCCAGCUUUGGAUUCAUCAGCCCUCAGCUCAGAUGAUGAUGACAGUCUGUAUGACUCUUCCACAAUCACCUCCUUCCUCACUGAGAGCAACCUCCAGACCAGCUCCUGCUAAGGCAGCUCUUUGGGAGCAAGUUGAAAGUGGAAAUAAAAUGUAACACUGUCAAGUAAAAAGUGGAAGGAGGUGUAUGUUGACUGGGAGAAAGGCCAGAGGACAGAAUGGUAUGCACUGCAGACAAUGAGGGAGGUCCACAAGGACCUGGGAGGUAAAUGACAUAUUGUAGAGUUUAAAUGGGUUUUCCACAUGAGAAUGAACGGAAGGAAACAAAAUAUCCUAGACAUUUAAAGGUAUUUCCCUUAGUCCGGUUCAGUUACAUGCACAUGGUACAUUACCCAGCAUCAGGUACUAACCAAGGUACAUCAGUAAAAAAAAAAAAAAAAAAACUUCAAGCCCUUUUUUACUGGCCAAAAAUCCACUAACAUCAGCUAACAUCUGAUUUUGAGUACAAAGGCAGGGUGUUUGAUUACCAUUCAGUAAUCAGCAUUCACUGACUCUGAACUAAUAGUUUUUUUUCUGCUCCAACUUAGCAUGACAUUGAACCAAACACUCAAAUGAAAAUGCUGCAUUUGGUGCUAGGAUAGUUUUUUUUUCUUUUUCUUUUUUUUAAGGGACAGUGUACAUUAGCUGACAUCUCAAUUUGAAUUUAAAAUGCAAAUGUGCCAGAGUUAGCAAAUGAGCUAAUUAGUGGGCACAGCUCACAUUUUCUUUUACAGAAUGUUCUGUUUACCUACCAUACUGUCUUACAUAAAGGCUCUGAAACUGACAGCAACAUUUUCAUCAACUAAACACAAGAUGGACUUUUUUUUUUUUUUAUCCUGUCUGCAUGAAAGCUUGCAGCUUACUCUUUCAUUCCUACUGUGCCAGGUCCACAGUCCAGUCAAAAAUGAAACACCAGACUGUCUGAAAACUUCUCAGAAAACAGCCAGCACAUCCUGUAGGAUGUAGUGUAAUGCUAUUCCUUCAUGUUGUCAUGGUUACAGGGUUACAGCCUGUAGGUUGGUGGGAUUUUCUGAACUGGUUCUGAAUACUUUGUAGUCAUCUUUGUUGUUUUUACUGACUUUCAAAGAAACAAAUGCAGCUGGAAGCAUUAAAAACACAAGUAGUCUGUAGAACUUGCAUGUUUUUUUGGUACAAAUUCUAUGUCAGAUUAUGUAAUAUAUGAGACAUUUCUUCAGUAUAGCAAAGCUCAGCAUGACUCAACACUAAUUGCAUAUUCUAACAGGUACUUUUCUCUGCUACGGUUCCUAAUGCAAAUAUAUUUUUACCUCCUUCUUGACUGGGAUAUAAGCUGAUUGUUGUUGGGAAAAUGCAAGAAAUUGACAUGGCUUAAAGAAACAGGGCACUGUGGAAUCUUCUGGCAACUCUGUUCAAAAGUGGUGUCUUAGUUUUGGACUAAAAACGUGCAUUUCAGAACUUUACUGCAGCUACAGAGACAUUAUUAAAAUUGUUCUCUUUGACUAAGUUGUUUGAAAUAACAUUUUAUUGGUAAUUUUUGGUUCAGUUUGACUAAGUUGUUUGAAAUAACAUUUUAUUGGUAAUUUUUGGUUCAGUUGGCUUAGAAGCCCAAACAAUUUGGUACCAAAACAAUUACAUACAAGGUACUGUCUGCAAUGGAAAAUUCCAAAGAGCAAGUCAAGCAGAGUCAAGUGUAGCUGAACCAUGUUGUGGUUAGUGUCACCAAGUUUUGAUUUUAUUGAAUCAACAGUAACACUCCCCUUAUUUCCUAGUGUACAAAGUUGUACUUAUGCCUCUAAGUACAACAGCGAUUAUAUGACUGAAUUCUCUUCCUCGAAGUGUAUUAAAAAACAACAAUAAAAUAACUUCAGCCAAAUAUUCACAUAAAGUGCAUUAAAAGCAAGCGACAGAACACUGCCAGAUUGUAAACAUUGUUCUUUACAAUGAUGUCCGGAUUGCAUUCACUGAAAAUAAUGACAUUUUCUUUGUGUAUUUGGUAAGUUCUGAAAUAUAUCAUGUGCCUGACAGAUGUUUGGGACAAGAGUUUUUUCCCCUGUCCAGUCUGAAAUGUCACAUUCCAGAUUAAAUAACAUACAGCAAACUAAAACAAGAAAUGCACCAAAAUGGAGUCUCUUGUAUAGAGACAUUUGUACUGUUUCCAAACUUAAAUAUUGCAAAUGUGUUACAAAGUCUUCUUGGUAUUCAGGUUUAGAUUAGAAAUGAUUGUUGAGUCUGUACUUGAGGCAAAUAGCUGGUUAAGAUAUAACAGGCUCAGUGGUUUGAAACUGAAAACAGUGAGUUUUCAUCUCACAAAAUGACUGAUAUGAGUAUAAAGAAAAUUAAUAUCAAACACUAAUAAUUUGGUUUCACUUGUUAUGUAAUUAAAGGUCCACAUACUUUCUGUCCGAUAGAUACUUGAGUGUAUUUGUAGAAGCUGCACAAUUUCUAUGCAUUCCUUUAUGUUAUGUCUGAGAAACAUGAAUAUACUGAUUUAUCACAAAGCCUUAUUUUUUUUCUAAAAUGAUCUGUGAUCAAGUUACUCUUCUGAGUAUUUUUGUAAAGAAUAUUUAACAUUUGUAGAUUUGCUUGAGCUUCUUUUUGAUCACUCUUGGAACAAUCGGUUAAAGUAAAGAUUUCUUUUAUCUGCAGUUUAAAGUUCAGUGAAGCUGUAAAGUGGUACUGAACAUGAUUUGUUAGAUGUGACAGCAGGAAAAGAUUCUAGUAUGUACUGUAAUUGUUGACUGAAAACAUGUUUUUGUCAUGUAUUAAUUUAGCAAUAAAAAUAUAUAUUAAGUUAA